Messenger RNA from Bursaphelenchus okinawaensis, 12857 nucleotides. NCBI's taxonomy places the organism in Eukaryota, Metazoa, Nematoda, Chromadorea, Rhabditida, Aphelenchoididae. The record is from the annotation of a GenBank genome assembly.
AUGUCGUCGGUCAAAGUCGCCGUCCGAGUACGGCCCUUCAACAACAGGGAAAAGGAGUUUGGAGCCAAAACUGUCAUCUCUAUGGCUGGAAACACGACUAGUAAGUGCUGUUUGAUUAUUUUUUACAUUUUUAUAAUAUAACAUAAGUAAAGGAAUGGCAAAAUUGACCAAUACUGCCAUAAAGAAGCUUAAUUUAAAAAAAGUCAAGGGCCGAACAGAGUUUUUUAGGCAUAAAAAUUUUAGCAAUUUAGGUAUAAAUGUCUAACUUUUUUAAACCAUUGAUCAUACCCUGUUUUACAUUACUUUAAAGUUAGACCAUGUUACGUUAAGGCAUCAAUAAGUUAUGGCAUGUUAAACUAGCGAAUCAUAAAACAUUUGAUGAUUUAUGGGCAACGUGACGUUUUUAGUCAUAAUACAAGAUAGAAUGAACAAAUACGUUUCAAAUUACAUACAUAUGUUAAAAAUACUAUAUAGUAUUACUGUGUAAAAUUUCAGAAGUUUACUGUAUUUCGUUUUUGAGUUGUGACUUAUCAAACUUAAAAUUUUGAAAACUAAACCUAUAUGCAUAUAGCAUUUGACCUUUUUAGCCAUACCUUUUCCAAAAACUAAAAUAUAAUCCCAAUUUUUUAAAAGUAAGAUUCCAACAUUGCAGUAACCCAUAAUUUCACAUUUUCAGCCAUCAGUGGCGGACCAGGCAACCAAGCCCACAACUUCAACUACGACUACUCAUACUGGUCGAUGAACAAACAAGAUGCCAAUUUCACGAGUCAAACCAAAGUCUACGAAGAGCUGGGUGUGGAAAUGUUGGAACACGCUUUCCAAGGCUACAAUGUCUGUAUAUUUGCGUAUGGCCAAACUGGAUCGGGCAAAUCGUACACGAUGAUGGGUAAACCGAACGAUCCGGACGAAAUGGGUAUUAUUCCACGGCUGUGCCGUGAUUUGUAUAAUCGUAUUGAUCAAACUAGUGAUCACAACAUGCACUAUUCAGUUGAGGUGAGAUUUUGCGAGAAUUAUACAGGAAAUCUGUCAAAAAUUUAUUGAGAAUUGAUGAAGACGCGAGUUUUUAUAUUGUAGUAGGUAGAGAAAUAUAAAUUAGUCUCUAAAACUAAAUUUUGGUAGAAAAACAAGUUGAUUUACAUAAAACAAGGUCUAAUAAAGUUCAUUGAUAACAAAAAUUAUUUAAAAUAUUCUAAAAAUCUUUUGAAAGUUAAAAACAUUACAUUUUUUGCUAUUUUGGCGUUAUGUUUCAAGUAAAUCUUCGAAAAUCGCAAUUUUUCGUCGAAAAAUCUAAAAAUUUGAUAAAUCUAGUAUAAUAUAAUGAAUUUUCUAACGAUUCUGGACAUAUCAGAUCUAUUUUUGAGCUAUUUUGUUCAGGAAAUAACCUAUUUUUGUUUAUACCAAUAGCAACAUCUAGUAUAAUAUCGAAAACCCAAAAAUGUGAGUGGUCUUUGAAGGAAAAACAGUCUAGAAACGAUUUUAAGUUAUAGAUUCUAUUAUUUGCUUUCUUUUUUAUCUAAAAAUGGAUGGUAAAAUACGAUAGGUUCAUCUAUUUAGACCUACUUUUUAGCAAGUAUAAUAUAAAAAUCCAUUUUUCGGAAAGGCAAAUUAAAUAAACUAAAAUUUGUUACCUAAAAUAUUUUCAGGUGUCUUACAUGGAGAUUUAUUGUGAAAAAGUUCGAGAUUUGUUGAGCCCAAAGCCCACAGACAACCUUCGAGUCCGUGAACAUCCAGCUCUCGGGCCCUAUGUGGACAAUUUGGAAAAGAUGGCGGUCCAAUCGUACGAAGACAUUUUCGACCUCAUGGAUGCUGGAAACAAGGCAAGAACAGUCGCGGCUACGAACAUGAACUCAACUUCUUCACGAUCUCACGCCGUAUUCACGAUAGUGUUGACUCAGAAGUUCCACGACGACGUGACGAACCUGGAUGCGGAGAAGGUAUCUAAAAUAUCGCUGGUGGACUUGGCCGGAAGUGAAAGAGCCAAUUCGACUGGUGCUGAAGGUCAACGAUUGAAGGAGGGAGCCAACAUCAAUAAGAGUUUGACAACUUUGGGCUUGGUCAUCUCGAAAUUGGCCGAUGAAGCCGGGAGGAAGAAGGGCAAAGGCGGCCGAAGUGUUGUGCCAUACAGAGACUCGGUGUUGACAUGGUUGUUGAGGGAGAAUCUUGGUGGAAACAGUAAAACGGCAAUGAUUGCUGCCUUGAGUCCGGCUGACAUCAACUUUGACGAAACUUUGAGCACAUUGCGGUAAGAAUGGCAGGAGAGAUUAACUCUUUCUUGAAAUAUAGAUGGCUAGAGAUUUGAUGUAUCUAAAUCAAUUUUUGAUGAAAUAACCUGAUUUUUUUCUCGUUUUGUAGCUAAAAGUAUGUUUUACGUUGUGUAUUAAUAUCUUUUUGAUUAAUCUGCGUUUACAAGAGAUAUAAGGAUAUUACACUAGGUCAUCAACAGUAUUUUGAUGAAUAAUAUAAAAUUUGCCACACUUUUUGGUUGUUAUAUUAUAUUGAAUUAUUUUGAUUCUCAAGAUAAAUAUAUGUCUUGUUUCUUUGUAAAAUACGUCUGAUUGCCGAGCAGUUAAAAGAUUCUUAUCCAUAAUCAUGUUUUAGUUACGCCGAUCGAGCCAAACAAAUCGUCUGCCGAGCCAAAGUUAACGAAGAUCCUAAUGCCAAACUUAUUCGUGAACUCAAGGAAGAAGUCUAUCGUCUCAAAUCCAUUCUUGUUCAACGUGGGAUCGAAGUCAAUGAACAAGGCGCGGUAUCAGCCAAUCCACGAGCAUUAUACUCAGAGGAAGAUACGAUUGAACAGCUGAAAACGAGCGAAAAAUUGAUAGCACAGUUGAAUGAACCGUGGGAAGCGAAGUUGCGGAAGACGGAAGGAUUUAAGAAAAUGCGUGAAGAAGAGCUACGAGAGAUGGGCUUGGCUACAUCGGCCGAUGGAAGCGCUUUGGGUGUGUUUUCACCGAAGAAAUCGCCACAUUUGGUGAAUCUAAAUGAAGAUCCGUUAAUGUCCGAAUGCUUGUUGUACUACCUGAAAGAUGGAGUUACAAAGUAAGUUUUUAGAAGCUUAGUACCUUGUUCAGCUUUUAGGAUACUUAAAAAUUGAAUCGGCAAAGAAAAGGCUGUAAAAAUUGAGGAAAAGGAAGUCCACGUCUAUAGAAAGGCAUGGAUAAUAUAAAAUGGAUGUUUUUGAAAGACCCAUUGAAAUUUUUAGCCAAAUUAUUAUUGGAAUAGAAUAAUUAUGGACAGUAUAAAAUUAUGAGCACAAAAAACAUGUUCAAAACCAAAAACUUAGCUAAAAAAACUGAAAAUAUUGUCAACAUCUAUAGCUGAACAUGGAUAAAAUAAUAUUGAUGUUUCUGAAAUGAUCAAUGUGGCUUCGAACCAAAUGUCUAUAGAAAUAAAAUAACGAUAGACAAUACUACAUUAUGAACACAAAAACACUUAUUUAGAACGACAAAAUGAUAAGGAAAUCAUAAAAAGUUCGAGGUAUACCUUAAUAUAGGGAUUGGUAAUAUAAAACGCCUAUUUUAUGAAAUUUACUAAUUAUUUUGACAGUGCUGGCAUGAACAUACGGAAACAAGACCAUUUUUUGUAAAAUACGAAUCUUUUUCUUUUCGAAAAAGCACGAAAAACUAUGGGCGCAGCUUGGAAACAAAGUUUUCGACGGUUGCGGGCUAUUUUUGAUCUCUAACUUACUUUAUUUUUUUAGUAUCUAAAUCGUAUCAAAAAAUUUAGUAUCUAAAUCGUAUCAAAUAUAACUGAACUUUAUCAAAAUAAAACAGUUAGGAACUUCUGCGUAUUUUACAAUAUUACUCUUGAUCUUUUUCUUCAGAACCGGACGUCCAGAAGCCGAUAUUCGACCAGACAUACCACUAUCAGGCGAAGAGAUCUGCGACAAACACUGUCAAUUCGUAAACGAUGAUGGUUGUGUCACAUUAGUACCAGAAAAGGGUGCCAAAUGCUUUGUGAAUGGACAACAAGUUGACACUCCGAUCAAGUUAUCGACCGGUUCUCGCGUAAUUCUUGGUCGAUACCACGUCUUCCGCUACAAUGAUCCAAUGGAAGCCAGACAAAGUCGAUAUAACCUAGCUGGAGCUGCGUCAAAGGAGCAGCCGAUUGAUUGGAAGUAUGCUCAGAUGGAAUUGUACGAGAAGCAAGGUAUUGAUCUGAAGAAGGAGAUGGAGAGGAAGCUGUGUGAUAUGGAGCAACAGUUCAGGAAGGAGAUGGAGGAGAUGGAACGACAACAUAAGAGGAAGAACAAUGAGUAUGAGUCGAGGAUUGAGAGUUUGCAGAGACAGGUGGACCUGGCUCAAAGCAUGAUCAGUUCAGGUUGUUCGACUUGGGAUGGCGGAGGCGAAUUGAUAUUGACUAAGAGCUUGUUGGCUGAAGGUAGGGUGAUGUUUGGUGUGGGAGGGCAGAGUAUGGUAAGGUAGUCUAGGAUAAGGUAGAGUAGGGUAAGGUAGGGUUUGGUAGGGUAGUCUAGGAGCAGGUAGAAUAAAUUAGGGUAGGGUAUGGUAGCAUAGGGUAAGUUACAAUAGGGUAAGGUAGAGUACAUUACUAUAAUAUAAAAUACGAUUGUUUAAGCUACGGUACAGUAACGCAAAAUUUAAACUCAAAUUCUUCAGUAAACGAAGAACGCUGGACCCCAGACCAAGAGCGAAUCGUUCGCCGUGCCGCCCAGAAAUGGCGUUAUCACCAGUUCACUUCAGUUCGUGAUGACUUAUGGGGCAAUGCCAUAUUCCUGAAAGAAGCCAAUGCUAUUGCAGUUGAACUGAGAAAACGAGUACAAUUUCAAUUCUGUCUUCUUACUGACACAAUGUACUCACCAUUACCACCAGAGCUGCUGCCGCCAGGAGAAGACUUGACUCAAAGGCCUCAUGCCAAAACUGUUGUAGCGAUUCAAGUAAAAGAUCUGAAGAAUGGAGCUGUGCAUUAUUGGAGUCUGGAGAAGCUAAAGUAAGUGUGAAAUACGGUUUAGCGAUAUUAGCCAGGUUUAUGAGUGAUAAAACAAGCUUUUUUGAUCUUAUACAUGGUAUUUUUGAUGGUUGGGCAACUUUGAGCUAGUAUAACUUAGUUUUUUGAAAUUUUACUGACUGGUUAUGUUAAUGAAAAAGGUUUAUAAAAGAUGUAGCAAUGUAUAUAGAGUAAUCAGAAUAUGUGAAAGUAUAUGGAAUUUUGAUGGUGGAGCAACUUUGAGCCAGUAUAAUUUAAUUUUUUGAACUUAUAUUAGCUUUGUAUGCUACGUAAAGUAUUUAAAAGACAUGUAAAAAUGUAUAUCUAGUCAUUUCAAGCUAUAAAAAUUGAUUACCAGCCUGUUAAAAACUGUAGGACACAAAAAAUGAUGGAUAAUAUCGGAAAUUUUCGAAAAAAGUGAAAUUACAAAAAUUUUUAAGGCAUGUUUAGAUAAGAAAACAUGUUUAUUAGGUUACUAUGGAUGUAUUUAACUAUGUUGUAUUGUAAUAACUAUUUAAAUGUCCGUUUGCUUUUCCAUUUUUUGUCGUUUCCACCGCUUUAUCGCACCUUUUUAUGCUUGCUUCUCUUGUUUUAAUGGGGUUUUAGGUAAAAUACGGCGGGCAUUCAUAUGAUUUUUUAAGAAAAUUAAAUAUAGAGCAGUUUAAAGAUUUUAAAAAUUGUAAAAAAAGUUUUUGAAAUUUUGGAAAACGGCAGGAAAUUACUAUUUUUUGGUUAUCUUUGCUCUAUUUUUGAUGGUUAAUAUGAUAAAAAUAGCCAAAAAAAAGUUAAAAUAAAGAUUUUUUGAUUAAAAGUUUAAUUGAAUAGACAGCAAAAUGCCUAUCCUAUAAUAAACAUCAAUUUUCAUGCGGGUACUCACCUGAACAUACCAUAAUAUUCACUGUUUCCAGACAACGGCUGGAGGAUAUGCGCCGUCUCUACAACUCGGACAUUUCCGAAGCUGUCACGCCGGAAAAUCGUUUUGCUAACGUGAAUGAGAUGAUUGCAGCGAUGGUGGUGCAGCCAGAAGCCGUCGCCAAUCAGCUGUCGGUCGCAGAUCCUUCAAGGUAUACCUAUAUGGAGGUUGGAUGUCUAGGUUAAUAUAAAGCUUCAUAGCUUGGUCUGAGAGCUUCGGUCUUAAUUAAAUUUGGGUUUAAAAGGUAGAGUUUGAUGUCUAGAGUAAGAUAGAAGUUACUAUUGACAGAUCAAAGCUUGUUCCCACAUGAUAUUAAGAGUUAAGCAAACCCAACCUACCCUAAUAUGCACUCAGGUCGUGUUCGAAGUUAUAGUGAUAAAAUGCGAAUGUGUUGGUGUAAAAAGAUAUUGUCAUAUGAUUUACCACAAUAUUGUUGUACCACAAACACAGUAAGACGUCGUAUAUCACUUGUGGUUUUGAUUUGACACUACUUUUUUGAGGAUAUUACACUAGAUUUGAGUGGAAUCAGGCAGUUUUUGCACCAUUUAGGUCAUUUUUUCUGAAAAUUGAUGAGCUAAGUUAAUAUAAAACGGUUUUUCAUAACCUUGCUGUACUAUAAGCGCUAUAAAACAGUGUUUAUUAACUUUAGUUUUUUGUUAUAACUCACUUUGAAGUCUAUAUUACACUAGAUUUCACGUCCAAAAGGUCAUUUUUGAUAAAUUUAUGGCAUUCUUAAGUCAAAAUUUACGAACUUCUUGUAACAAAAUGAUAAAAAUGACAUUUCUAAACCUAUAUUUAACAAAACUUCAUUUUAGACAACGGCUACACGGCAUGCGUGACGCCUACAACGCAGGCACCGAGACCAUGGACAGUCCGGACGACGAUGUGUCGAUGGACGUGUGGAUGGGAACGGAUCCGUUUUAUGACAGAUUCCCAUGGUUUCGACUGGUCGGAAGGUAGGAUUUUGAUUUUGGGGUGGGUCGACAUGGGAGGGGGAUGUUUUAGGUAGGUAAAAUACGAAUUGGAUUUUGAUUGGAUUUUUUUGGUAAAAAAUGUUUUUAGUUAGGGUGGGGGGGGAAGGACAAAAAAAAUUUUCAGUUAUUUUUGGCUAUUUAAGGAACUUACUUUAAGUUUUAGUAAAAAAAUUUUUUUGGGCGGGGUAAUUUUUUUUUCGGAGGGAGGGGGGUAAAAAAAAUUUUCCUGUUAAAAUUGAUGUUAGGUUGAAAUCAAAAAUAGGUUUAUUUUUGUUGGUCUUUUACAGCCCCCGCCCUUAAAAAUAAAAAAAUUUACUCUGCUUAAAAAAAUUUUUCGAUAAACUGAAAGUAACUAGUAAAACGUCAAAGGAACUUAGCAUUUUUUAAAUUAUUUUUUUGCAGCUCCCCUCCCCUCCUUCUCCCUUCCCUCAAAAUUUACUCCGGUCUAUUUUUUUAAAGUUUUUUCUAAUUUUUGCCGCCGAUUUGUGAAAAUUUCAAAAAUUUUUAUAAAAAUUCAAAUUUCAACCGCCUGAUACCUCUAAUUUUCCGACGUCUUUACAGGGCCUUUGUCUACAUGUCCAACCUCCUACACAACGUACCACUCAUCCACAAAGUAGCGGUAGUGAACGAGAAUGGCGAUGUGAAAGGCUAUCUUCGAGUCUGUAUCGAGCCGGUCCUAAACGAUGAUAAAAAGCCGAAAACUGGAGUGAGACAGUCGGCUAGACUGAAUUUCCGGAAAGAAGACUUUGUCAAAGCAAAGCGACGUCAAAUCAGUGACAGUGUCAACCAGGACGAGUCGGCCAACUCCGAAACGGAUUCUGGAGUCGAGGAUUUGGAUGCGGAGUUCCCGAAACAUAUUGUCAAAGACACGGAAUUCAGCUUCAGGAUCACGGUGAUUGAGACGAUCGGAGUGCCAGCUCAUUACACUGAUGUGUUUUGUCAGUUCAAGUACGUUGGGGUGGGGUAGAGAACGGCGGGAGAGGGCUAGGGUGGGUUGUGAGUAGGGCAUGGUAGGGUAAGGCUAGGACAGGGCUUGGGAACGGUCAGAUAAUAAAAUGUAGGGUACGUUUAGGGCAAGACAGGGCUUGAGAAGGGUUUGGUCAGGCAGGGCAAGGUAGCGUACGGUAGUAUAGGAUUAGUGUGGGUAGGGUUGUACAGGGUAGGGUAAUAUUGUAGCUUAGGAUAUAAUAGUGUAUACUUAUGCUGUGGCAGGGGUAUGGUUAUGAGCCAAAAUAAGAUAGGGUUUGGGUACGGUAAGGGCAAGGAAUUUCUUUUUGCUUACGAUGGGCUAAAGUCACUUUAGAGAACUCGGACCGGCUUCCUGUAGGGUAAUGAUAUUGUAGGAAUUGGGUCGGUAGUAGGGGACUAUGGAGGUACUGUAGAUCAGGUUAGAAGAGUUGUUGGUACGUAAGGUAACAGAAGGGUGGUCUAGGGAAGGAAGUGUAGAGAAAAGUUAGGGUAGCGUAGGAUAGGGUGGGGUAGAGUGAGGUAGAGUAAGAUAGGGUAGUGUUGGGUAGGGUAUUGUAGGGUCGGGUAGGGUAGGGUGAGAUAGGAUAGUGUAGGGUAGCAUAGAGCAGAGUCGCGUAGAGUAUGUACAGUAAUCUUGAGUUAGCUAAGUUAAAGAUAUUACUUUUCAGCUUCCUCCACCGCCACGACGAAGCCUUCUCCACCGAGCCAGUUCAUCAAAAGCCGGUCAAAACCGCCGAUAAUGUUCUCAAGUUCGAUCACUUCCAAGAGCUACGAUGCACAGCCAACUCGGCCUUUGUCCAUUACCUACAACACUUCCCGGUCAUUUUCGAAAUCUUUGGCCAUUUGGACAAAGGAGCGACGGAAUUGGAAGACGAGUUUGAAAUCGACAGUCCUCAUGUGCCUUUAUCGUAGGUUUUGCUUUAAUUUUGUGAAAUUAAAAAAAAAGUGACAAGUUAUACGAUGAAACAUGUUUUGGUGAUGAAACACGUUUCAUCGUAUAAAAUAUCUCUAGCUUGAAAGUUUGCAAAAAUUUUUAAAUUUUUUGUAAAAGACGCCGUUUAUGACUUUCGCGGAUAAUAUAAUUAAAAGUUUUAGUAAGAAAGUGUCGUCAAAACUGACUUAUCAACAGCCAUCUCUAGCCAUUUCGACCCCAGUCAAGAGUAACCGCAAGCCCGGAGGCAAUGUUCAAGCAAGGCAAAUAUUUAAAAAAAAUUUUUUGGGUUUUAGGUAACAAAAUCAAAAAAAAAAGAGAUUUUAGGUAACAAUAAUGAAGUUUUUUUGAUUUUUUUGUUAACAAAAAAUUAAGAAAAUUACAUUUUAGGUAACAAAAGAGAAGUUUUUCAAUUUCUAGUCCUCAAAAAUAGAACUUUUUUGGUUUUUAGGUAACAAAAAUUAAAGUUUUAGGAAUUUUAGGGAAUAAAACAUAAUUAACAAAUUUCAAAAUUUGUUUUAAAAGUAAUUUUUAAGCUUAAACCAAGUCCGCCAAAAGCACGACCUUCUCGUUUGGUUCGAGAUCUGCGAACUCAACAACAAUGGUGAAUAUCUUCCAGCAGUAGUGGAUCACAACAGCUUCCCCACGCAUGGUAUCUUCCUUCUACAUCAAGGUAUUCAACGUCGCAUCAAGAUCACGAUAUGUCAGGAGAAGGGCGACCUGAAGUGGCGUGACUGUCAGGAGCUGGUGGUUGGUCGCAUUCGAACUCAGGUCGAGUGGUCAGGUGAAGACACGGAUGUGCUGUCGUUAGGCCUGUUUCCUGGUAAUUACCUCGAGUUCUCGAUGGAUGACAGAGUUUUCUUCCAAUUCGAAGCGGCUUGGGAUUCGUCGCUUCACAACUCACCGUUGUUAAAUAGAGUCUCGAACUAUGGUGAAUAUGUUUAUAUGACAUUGAGUGCGUACAUGGAAGUGGAGAAUAGUCCUCACCCGGCGGUGGUGACGAAAGAUCUUUGUAUGGUCAUUUAUGCUAGGGAUUCGAAGAUCUCGGCUGCUAGCAGGUAGGUAUAACGGGGUGGAGCAGAGUAUGGUACGUGAUUGGGAUGGGUAGGAUAGGGUAAGGGAGCGUAGGGUAGAGUAGGGUAGGGAAAUGUAAGGUAGUGCAAUGCUGAGUAGGGGUAGGGUCGGUUACGGUAGAAAAUUUAGACAUGAGAAACGGGCCGGGCCUGAAAAAUGAGCCGGGCCCGGCCCGUUUUCACGUAAAAAAAAUUUACGCCUGGCCCGGGCCUACCAUCAUGCCGGGCCGGGCUUGAGCAAAAUUUCGAUCGGGCCCGGCCCGUUUCUCAUGUCUAAAAAUUUGUAGCUCGAGGUUUAAUCUAGUCUUACUGUAGCUUUACAGUAGCUUUUUGGAGGCUUACUACAGCUUUUCAUUGCCAUAGUUAAAACAUACCAAACAAUACCUUACUCAACCUUAUCUUACCCUGUUCUAUCCUAUUUUACGUUACUGUACCCUACCCUACUGUAGUCUACCUUACCCUACUGUAUCCUUCUCUGCCGGCUUUAUCUUACCAUACUCUACUUUACUUUACUCUACCUACUUUUUUGUUGCUUUGUCUUACAUUAUUCUACUUUAAUCUAUCUUACCGUAUCAUAUCUUACUCUGCCUUGCCCUACAUUACUCUGUGUUUACAGUAACCUUACCUUACCUAAAAAUUAAAUACUAAUCACACCAUGCCUUUUCAGGUUCUGUCGCUCCCUGAUGGGUAGUAUAUCGAAGAGUCCGGAGAUGAAUCGCGUGCCCGGCAUCUACAUGCUCUCCAUGAAGGAACUGGGUGACACAGGUAGUCCAGGUUCGCCUAAGCUGGUUUCUUUUUUCUUUUUAAGCGGCUGCAGUGUGACUUCACUGACCUGAGUUUGGGUUUCUAACACGCUUUUUAUGUUUACAAGCUAAUGAUUGAUGUGGUUUUUAAAAAGUUUUGUUUUUGAAAGGGCUUGGAGAAUGGCCGCACGGUGCAAAGAAAUUAAUUUUGCACAGUGCAAAGAAAUUAAUUUUGCACAGUGCAAAAAAUUAGUUUUGCACGGUGCAAAAAUUUAAAAUUGUACUGUGCAAAUUUUCCAAGAACUUUUGGACGGUUUUAAUUGUCUGUUACUAACAGAAAAAAGUGUUUUGUUAUUACUGGGGCUAAAAUAUUUUAAGUUUUAUCAUUAAAAAAUUUCUUACGAGCAAGGCAAUUUAUUUUGCACGGUGCAAUAGAAAAAAGAUUGCAUCGUGCAGAUUUUAAAUUACGUUUUUAAGGAUUUAGGUGGUAUAAUACUAAAAAAAUGACAUUUUUGGUACUACUGGUACACUAAAAAACAUAUUUUUGCUGUUUUAAAACAAAAUUUCGAUUUUUUGGAAAAUUUGUUACCUAAAUUUUUUUUUGAAAAUUUUUGAAAUUUUGUUUAAAAAAUGGUAACAGCAUAUUGUACUUAUUCCAAAAAAUGACAAUAAAAAGUUUUUUUUUGUCAUUUUAAGACAUUAUUUUCGAUUUUUUUAAAAGUUUGUUAUCUAAAAAUGUUUUUUUUGAAAAUUUUUGAAAUUUAGUUGAAAAAUGAUCAUAGAUGGCUAUACAGAAUGAAAAUGACUAAAAAAUAAAAAAUAACCUCUAACACUUUCUAUUUCUGUCGUUUCUAACUGUCACUAUAACACUUUGAUCAACACCCCAAAACCAUUACUAAUAUUAUCACUUCCAGGUGCUAUUCGUCGCCAACGUCGCGUCUUGGACACAUCCUCAACAUAUGUGCGCGGUGAAGAGAACUUGGGCCUAUGGCGACCUCGAGGCGAUUCGCUGAUCUUCGAACAUCAAUGGGAGCUUGAGAAGCUGGCUAAACUACAACAAGUCGAGCGCUUCCGACUGUUCCUACGCCUCAGACACAAGCUCAAGUCUAAAUCCAAGAAGGCAAAUGAUCCACCUACACCACUCAGCCCAUGUGCACCAAAAUGCGCCAUCCCCGACAAGGUGGUACUGAACGAGAAGGAAAAGACCAUCGCGGAGAAGGUGAUCAAGUUGAUCAAGCUGAAGAUCCCCAUGAACAAAGAAUCCCCCACCGGCAAGGCUCCAGAAUCCGUCGAGUCAUCGCUGAGCAACAGUGCCACAUCACCAGUGAACAACAGUACCACCGAGUCCUGUACCAAAGUACAAGCAGCACCAUUAGAUGGUCUAAGCCGGUCAAAGUCGCGCAGUGAUCAUAACUUAGCCGGCCUACUGGUCGAGUCAGACACGAUGAAGCGCUCCAUCAGCGGCUCACAGCUGAACCAAAUUACCACGAGUGUACCAGACGUGACCGAAGAGCGGGUUAGUACCGUGGUCAGCAAGAAAGGCGAAAUGAACUUUUUGGAAGAGAAAACGAAUGGCUGGAUCAAGCGCUACGUCGUGAUCCGACGACCCUACAUAUUGUUGUACAGAGAUAGCAAAGACCUGGUGAUAAGGGGAGUGAUCAACCUGGCCAAUGCACGGAUCGAGUACUCGGAAGACCAACAAGCUAUGCUUAAAGUGCCGAACACCUUCAGUGUUUGCACCAAUCAUCGCGCUUUCUUGAUGCAAACGUUGCCUGAAGACGAUGUAAGGAGGUGUUUUGAAGGUUUUUGGGGUGGUUUGGUUUUACUAUAUGUUAGGGAUAGGUACAGUAGGGCAGGGUAUCUUAUAGUAGGACUAUGUACAAUACGGUAGGGUAAGAUACCGUAAGGUAAGGCAAGUUACAGUACGGUAGGGUAAGGUACCUUAAGGUAAGGAAUUUUUUUACUCACUAAAUUCAUAUCUACCGUGAUCUACCCUACCCUGCUCUGCUUUACCUUAACCUACCUUACCCUACUCUACCUUAGCCUUUACCACUUUACUCUGUCUUAUCCUACUUUACCUUACCCUUGCCUGCUCUACUCAUUAUACACUACCCUGCCUUACACAUGCCCUCUUCAUACCUUAUCUAACCAUAACAUAUACAGUUUGAACAGCAGGCUAAAACAAUAUUGUUGUAGAUUCACGACUGGUUGUACGCGAUCAAUCCGCUAAUGGCGGGUCAAAUGCGCUGCCGCCAACAAGUGGUGCCCACGCCCGUCGCCAACGGCAAUGGAACGGGCGCUUCAUCGUAG